Callorhinchus milii (elephant shark) is the source of this 4459-nucleotide messenger RNA. It is a transcript of the gene plcg1, whose product is annotated as phospholipase C, gamma 1. Lineage: Eukaryota; Metazoa; Chordata; Chondrichthyes; Chimaeriformes; Callorhinchidae. Gene Ontology annotation, biological process: phospholipid catabolic process; positive regulation of epithelial cell migration; phosphatidylinositol-mediated signaling. The record is from RefSeq and is a predicted model, not a curated record. The coding region runs from base 49 to 3918 and encodes 1289 amino acids. Gene Ontology annotation, molecular function: protein binding; phosphatidylinositol-4,5-bisphosphate phospholipase C activity. The transcript has 32 exons.
GAGAGGUGUGUGUGUGUGUGUGUGUGUGGGUUGGGGGGGGGUUGGAACAUGGCUGUUUCAGGAGGCUUGUUCCUGAAUGGUUUGGUGCAGGAACAUGGGGUACAAAGCAAUGACCUGUGCAGGAGUUUGGAAGUGGGCACCGUCAUGACUUUGUAUUACUCCAAGAAGUCGCAGCGGCCCGAGAGGAAGACCUUCCAGGUGAAGCUGGAGACCAGGCAGAUCAUCUGGAGCCGAGGAUCCGAGAAGAUCGAGGGGGAGAUUGACAUUCGAGAAAUCAAAGAAAUUCGUCCGGGAAGGAAUUCCCGGGAUUUUGAACGAUACCAGGAUGAUGGCGCUCGGCCCGAUCUCUCCCGGCCAGAUUUAACCCACUGUUUUGUCAUUCUGUACGGGAUGGAAUUCCGGCUCAAAACUCUCAGUCUCGCAGCCACCUCAGAAGACGAGAUGAACAUGUGGAUAAGUGGGCUCAAUUGGCUUCUGGCUGACACUAUGAAAUCACCAACACCGCUUCAGAUCGAAAGGUGGCUGAGGAAACAGUUCUACAUUGUGGAUCGGAAUCGAGAAGAUCGGAUCACAGUGAAAGAUCUGAAGAACAUGCUAUCCCAGGUUAACUACCGAGUCCCCAACAUGAAGUUCCUGCGGGAAAAAUUCACGGACCUGGAGUUGCGAAGUGGGGACGUCACAUACUGUCAGUUUGCACAGCUCUACAGGAGUCUGAUGUUCGAUGCUCAGAAACACAUUGAGGUCCCUUUCCUUCAGAGGAACUGCGAGAAGCCUGAAGUCUGCAAAAUCUGCCUCCCGGAUUUUCAGCGAUUUCUACUGGAUUAUCAGAAGGAACGAUGGGCUAUAGACAUUCAUCAGGUGAAGGAGUUCAUGUUUAAUUACCUCCGUGACCCCCUGAGGGAGAUUGAAGACCCGUUUUUCUAUCUGGAUGAGUUCCUGAGUUUCCUGUUUUCCAAGGAAAACUCAGCUUGGGAUGCGGGAUUUGAUCAGGUUAGCCUUGAGGAGAUGAACAGCCCCCUGUCUCAUUACUGGAUCUCUUCUUCUCAUAACACCUACCUGACGGGGGACCAGUUCUCUAGUGAGUCCUCUUUGGAAGCCUAUGCCCGUUGCCUGAGGAUGGGGUGUCGCUGUAUUGAGCUGGAUUGCUGGGAUGGACCAGAGGGGAUGCCGGUGAUAUACCACGGACACACUCUGACUUCAAAGAUCAGAUUUUCUGAUGUUCUAACGACGAUUAAAGAACACGCCUUUGUGACUUCAGAAUAUCCUGUGAUCCUGUCCAUUGAAGAUCACUGCAGCAUUGUCCAACAGAGAAACAUGGCCGGAUUCUUCAAGAAGGUGUUUGCAGACAUGCUGCUGACAAAGCCUGUGGACAUCACCGCAGAUGGGCUCCCAUCACCUAGUCAACUGAGGAGAAAAAUCCUGAUCAAGCACAAGAAGCUGGCUGAGGGAAGUGCCUACGAGGAAGUCUCGACCUCCACCUACUCCGAAAACGACAUCAGUAACUCCAUAAAAAAUGGAAUCUUGUACCUGGAGGAUCCCAUCAACCACGAAUGGAAUCCACAUUUCUUCGUCCUCACCAGCAGCAAAAUCUAUUACUCGGAGGAGACAUCUGGGAACCAGACAAACGAAGAUGAGGAAGAACAGCGCGAACCCUGCAAUGGCACUGAGCUUCACGUGACAGAGAAGUGGUUCCACGGGAAGCUGGGAGCGGGGCGCGACGGCAGGCAGAUAGCGGAGCGGCUGCUAACGGAAUACUGCAUCGAAACCGGGGCCCCGAACGGCUCCUUCCUGGUGCGAGAGAGCGAAACCUUCGUUGGUGAUUACACGCUCUCAUUUUGGAGAUCCGGGAAAGUGCAGCAUUGCCGCAUCCACUCCCGGCAGGAGGCGGGCACCCCCAAGUUCUACCUAACGGACAACCUGGUGUUUGACAGCCUGUACGCCCUGAUCACUCACUAUCAACAGGUCCCCCUGCGCUGCAAUGAGUUUGAGAUGCGACUGACCGAGCCAGUGCCUCAGACCAACGCACAUGAGAGCAAAGAGUGGUACCACGCUAACCUGUCCCGGGUCCAGGCAGAGAACAUGCUGAUGAGGGUCCCACGAGAUGGAGCCUUUCUGGUUCGAAAGAGAAACGAACCCAAUUCAUACGCAAUCUCUUUCCGAGCUGAGGGGAAGAUCAAGCAUUGCCGUGUCCAGCAGGAGGGACAGUUGGUCUUCCUGGGCAACUCGGAGUUCGACAGCCUGGUCGACUUGGUCAGUUACCACGAGAAACAUCCGCUGUACAGGAAGAUGAAGCUCCGUUACCCCAUCAACGAGGAGACGCUGGAAAAGAUCGGCACAGCUGAACCGGACUAUGGUGCGCUCUAUGAAGGACGGCAGCCAGGGUUCUACGUGGAAGCUAACCAGAUGCCCAUGUUUAAGUGCACGGUGAAAGCGAUGUACGACUACAGACAGCAGAGGGAUGACGAGCUGUCAUUCUGCAAGCACGCCAUCAUUCAGAACGUUGACAAGCAGGACGGGGGCUGGUGGAAAGGUGACUAUGGAGGCAAGCGACAGCUCUGGUUCCCGGCUAACUAUGUGGAGGAGAUAACAAGCCCGAGUACCUCGGAACCCGAGCGACCACCUCUCGCUGAAAACAGCCCGCUCGGAGAUCUCCUGGGCGGAGUCCUGGACGUACCUUCCUGUCAGAUUGCUGUGCAUCCGGAGGGGAAAGGCAGCCGGCCGUACGUCUUCAAGAUAAACAUGGGCCCGUACUCCCGGCACGGAGGGUCCAUGGACCUGGCGGCAGAAUCGCAGGAAGAACUGAACGACUGGGUGACCAAAAUACGUAACGCGGCGCAGACAGCAGACGCCAGGAAAGAAGAAGGGAAAAUAAUGGAACGCAGGAAGAAGAUCGCCCUGGAGCUGUCAGACCUGGUCGUGUACUGCAGGCCUGUCCCCUUCGAUGAAGAAAAGAUCGGGAGUGAACGGGCCUGCUAUAGGGACAUGUCGUCCUUCCCGGAAACCAAAGCCGAGAAAUAUGUGAACAGGAUCAAAGGGAAGAAGUUCCUGCAGUACAACCGGCUACAGCUGAGCCGUAUCUACCCAAAGGGCCAACGUCUCGAUUCGUCCAACUAUGACCCUCUGCCCAUGUGGAUCUGCGGGAGCCAGUUGGUGGCACUAAACUUUCAGACUGCAGACAAACCCAUGCAGAUGAAUCAGUCCUUGUUCAUGAUGAAUGGGAAGUGUGGGUACGUUCUGCAGCCGGACAUCAUGAGAAACGAGCAGUUCGAUCCGUUUGACAAGAAUUCCCUGAGGCCCGCAGACUCGUUCAAUAUCCAGCUCCAGGUGCUGGGUGCUCGACACCUGCCCAAAAACGGGAGAGGCAUCACCUGUCCCUUCGUGGAGAUCGAGGUCUGCGGAGCGGACUAUGACAAUGUCAAGUACAAGAGUGAAAUCGUUGCGGAUAAUGGCCUAAACCCCACGUGGAUGUCCAAGCCGUUCUCUAUAAACCUCAGCAACCCCGAGUUCUGCUUCCUGCGGUUUGUGGUUUAUGAGGAGGACGUGUUUAGUGAUCCCAACUUCCUAGCAGAAGCAACGCUUCCUGUCAAAGCCAUCAGAACAGGUUACAGAUCCGUGCCUUUGAAGAACAGCUACAGCGAGGACCUGGAACUAGCAGCCUUGUUGAUUCAUUUGGUGGUGAUGGAGUCUCUGAUAAAGGAGAACGGUGACUCUGUUCUGUGCGCCUCAAAUCCGUCUCAGCAGGAGCGCUCGAGCGAGCUCUCCAGCCAGCUGCUGGCCUACAGGGGCAGGGAGGGCUCUUUCGAUUCCCGAUACCAACAGGAGGAACUCCGUGGGCUUCAGGAGCAGCCUCUGGAACCUGCCGACUCCCGGGAUAGGAGGUUAUUAAGAAGGACCAGGAUAAGUGGGGACAACAGAUGAAACCCCGCCAGCAUGGACAGCAUGGACAGACGGACGCCCUUGUCAGUUCUAGAGACACGGACUGCUGCGAUUUGGUUUCUAUGGAAACUGCUGCUCUGGCCUAUUUCUGGGAGCCUCUCCGAUGCAACUCCCAAACCUCGUAUCCAUGGGAAACCGCAUUCUAACUCCCUUCCCUCCCCCCCUCUCCCCCAACCCGGUAAAUGCCAGUUAGUUCCGUUUUUUUUAAUGCAUUGCCAAAAGAGAGAGGGAAAAAAAGGUUUUAAGACCAAAAAAAAAGUCCAUCACCACACAGAGACUGGAACCUGCCGAGAGUGUAACAUCGUUGGAAUUUAUUUUCUGUUGGGAAGUCAUUCGUGAGUUGAUUGCUUACAGAAUUGUGAGAGAAUAGUUCUUACUCCGCCCCCCCCCCCCCCCACCAAAUAAACAGAUCACCCCAGCUAUUAUACAUGUGCCUGUGCUAGUAUAAUGUAAUAUAAAGAGGAUGCUUUACCAUUGAGGCAUAUUAGACCUUGUUUAUUAAAUACAUGUUUGUGAUGUAUCA